AAUUCCGUCGCGCUUCCGCCACCACGAUCAUGGCCGUGCGAUACGCGUUGCGCAGGGGCGAACACGUCCGUGGCAGCACCCGCCGCUUCGUCAGCACCUUUAGCGGCAACUGCUUGAGCUUGGAGACGAGGUCGAACGGUGUCGCGAUUGUCCGUCUCGACGACAAAGAGUCCAAGGUCAACACGUUGAAUGCCGCGAUGACCAAGGAACUCGUGACAGUUCUAGAAAAGGUCGAAUCGGACGCCGACAUUAAGUCGGUCGUGCUCAUUUCCAACAAGCCAGGUUGCUUUAUUGCCGGCGCCGACAUUGCGCAGCUCCAGGCGGCCACGUCGGAAGCCGAGAUCAAGAAAUUGUCGUCGGAAGGUCAAGUGUACAUGAAACGCAUUGAAAACUCCAAGAAGCCGUUUGUCGCGGCCAUUGACGGUUCCUGCUUGGGUGGAGGAUUGGAAGUCGCCCUCGCGUGCCAUUACCGUGUCGCGUCGUCGGGCAAGAAGACGCAAUUGGCGUUGCCCGAAGUGAUGCUCGGCCUGCUUCCCGGGGCUGGGGGCACUCAACGUCUCCCCAAGUUGGUGGGGCUGCAAGCUUCUUUGGACAUGAUGCUCACAGGCAAGAACAUCAAACCGGACAAGGCGUUGAAGAUGGGUCUCGUCGACCAGGUGGCGGAUCCGUUCGCCCUCGAAAACGCUGCGAUCGAUGCCGCAGAAGACCUCGCGUCCGGCAAGAUGAAGAAGAAGACGAAACCCAAGGGCUUGGUCAACAAAAUCUUGGAAGACACUCCGCUGCGCAGCAUUGUGUUUCAAAAGGCAGGCGACAUGGUUGCCAAAAAGACUGGUGGUCAUUACCCUGCGCCAAAACUGAUCUUGGAAGCAGUGCAAGCGGGGUAUUCGGGCAAGGGAUAUGACGUUGAAUCGACCAACUUUGCCAAGUUGAGCCAGACUCCGGAGGCCAAGGCUUUGAUGAGCAUCUUCUUUGGGCAAACGCAGCUCAAGAAGAACCGGUACGGGAAACCGACCAAGCCCGUCAAGACGAUGGCGGUCAUCGGUGCUGGGCUCAUGGGAGCUGGGAUUGCUCAAGUGUCGGCGUCCAAAGGCAUCCGCGUGCUGUUGAAGGACCGCGACGCCGCCAGCGCUGCCAAGGGCGAAGAGUACGUUCGAAAGAACUUGGACGACCGCGUGAAGAAGCGCCGCAUGACUGGGUACGACCGCGACGUGAUCAUGUCGAACGUAGUGCCGUUAAGCGACCAAGAUGAUGUCUGGAAAAAGCAUUUGAACCAAGCCGAUCUGGUCAUCGAAGCUGUGUUCGAGGACAUGGCGCUCAAGCACAAGGUAAUUCAAGGCCUCGAGCCGCAUGUGUCUUCGGAAUGUAUCAUCGCGACCAACACGUCGGCGCUGAGUGUUGCGGAAAUCGCCAAAGCCAGCAAGCGGCCUGAAAACGUGAUUGGAAUGCACUACUUUUCCCCGGUGCCCAGCAUGCCGCUGCUGGAAAUUAUUCGACACCCCGGCACGUCGGACGAUGUCGCCGCGCGCGCCGUCGACGUCGGUCUGCGCCAAGGCAAAACUUGUAUUGUCGUCAAGGACGUUCCUGGGUUUUAUGUGAACCGGUGCUUGGGGCCAUACAUUGCAGAAACGUUGGCAUUGGUGGAAUCGGGAGUUGACAUGGAGCGUUUGGACAAGCUUAUCACCAAGUGGGGCCUUCCCGUGGGUCCGAUCACGCUGGCAGACGAAGUGGGUGUCGAUGUGGCGGCGCACGUCAACCACACGUUGUCGGCAGCGCUCGGUGUGCGCAUGAAGGGCGGCAACCCUGCGGUGUUUCAAGACUUGAUUGCUGCCGGGUUGUUGGGCAAGAAGACUGGCAAGGGCUUUUACGUCCAGCCGACGGACAAGAAGGGAAAAAAGUCGAUCAACCCGGCCGCCGUCGACAUUGUGAAAAAGUACCAGGCCCACGAUCUCAAGUUGUCGGACGAAGACGCGACGAACCGCCUCAUCUCGCGCUUUGUGAACGAAGCGAUUCUGUGCGUCCAGGACGAUAUCAUUGCGAGCCCGACCGAAGGCGACAUUGGCGCCGUGUUUGGCAUUGGGUUUCCGCCAUUCCUCGGCGGUCCGUUUCGCUAUGUCGACCGCAUCGGGAGCCAAAAAUUUAACGACCAACUGCUGCGGUUUGCCGACAAGUAUGGCGAUCAAUUCGCGCCGGCGCCGCUGCUGCAAGACCUUGCCAAAACCAACAAGACGUUCCAUUAAGCUCGAGAUGGCCACAGCCUCAGUGACAAAACAAUAUUCUUUCGCGUGGUCUGCUGCGUGCAAAAGCUGG
Aphanomyces invadans is the source of this 2307-nucleotide messenger RNA. Its product is annotated as fatty acid oxidation complex, alpha subunit, mitochondrial. NCBI's taxonomy places the organism in Eukaryota, Oomycota, Saprolegniomycetes, Saprolegniales, Verrucalvaceae. The transcript has 5 exons. Gene Ontology annotation, cellular component: mitochondrial fatty acid beta-oxidation multienzyme complex. Gene Ontology annotation, molecular function: enoyl-CoA hydratase activity; long-chain (3S)-3-hydroxyacyl-CoA dehydrogenase (NAD+) activity; NAD+ binding. Bases 30 to 2237 code for a protein of 735 amino acids. The record is from RefSeq and is a predicted model, not a curated record. Gene Ontology annotation, biological process: fatty acid beta-oxidation.